ACAACAAUAACACGCAGCUAGCAGCAGUGAGAUAAAAACGCAGUCAUUUAUGUUAUUUAGGUAGUAAAUAUUACAGUAACACAUGCAAACUGACCCCUGCUGUUAACACACUCAAACAGCGUCUCUGGUCAGGUGAGUUGAGCUGCUGUGAAACGUUUUAAACACAGAAACACACCGAUGUUGUUGUGACGCGCAGACGGUUAGCUUGUGGCACUGUCCGGUGUGACGGUUUACCUGGUGACCGUGUUAACUGGUGACUUUCUCACAUUUUAAGAUACGUAACGAGAGGUGAAUGAGUCUCCCGAACUUACAUAAAUGCUGAGAUACUUAGAUACUAAAACACAUGAGUAUGUAUUUAAGAAAGGUUUAAACUAGAAAGUCUUUUUUUUUUAGGGAAAACCAGUAAACACGGUCACCAGUUAAGGCGUAACACCGGUUCCGUUUCAUGUCACUGGUCUCCGGACUCAAGCGCAGCAAACAUGGAGAGCUUAUACAAAAGGAAGAUGUUCGCCUCGAUGAGGAAAACCAAAGUGGACGCCUCAAAAAAGCGACAAAUUGGCCUUCCCGCUUCUAUCCUGGACGACAGUGACGAAGGCUCCUUCUCCUCCUCCUCCUCCUCCUCCUCGGGAUCCCAGUCCGACUUCCGGAGCUCCCAGGAGGAGGACAGCGAGUCUGGAGCAUCGUCCAGUGAUGACAGCCGGUUGGUGACCAGGAGGAAGCGCUCGUUUCUUGGACGUGAUGACACCUCCUCCUCCUCCAGCACCGGGGAGGAGGAUGAUGAUGAUGAUGACAAGGAGGAGAGGAGCAAGUUGAAGAGGUUAGUACAGCCCAGGAAGCGGAGCAGGCUGCAGCGACAGGACGAGUCUGACUCUGAUCAUGCAGAGGAGAAGCAGCGGGAGGAGGCGGAGAAGGCGAAGAGGAGGCAGAGACACAACAAGCUGCUGGCGCUGUCCCGGAGGAUGAAGGCCCGGGUCCCGAGCCGGAGGAGGAUCCGCCUCAAGCAGGAUUCGGGCGAUGACGAAGAUUCCAAAGAUGCUGAGGAUUUGGCAGGCGGAGAUGAAGAUAAAGACAGAGAGAAAAACGGCAACAAGAAAGAGGCGGCAGGAGAUGAGGAAGGAGGGAGAGAGGAGGAGGAUGAGGAUGGGGAGGAGAAAGAUGAUGAGGAGGAGGAUGAGGAUGGGGAGGAGAAAGAUGAUGAGGAGAAGGAGGAAUCAGAGGAGGAGAAAUAGUAGAGAACAGAGGAGUUUGAAUGUGAAAAACUAAAUACUUUUAAUCUGAAAAACUCUCUUAGUUUAUACAGUUUUUUUCCCACCUGCAGCUCUUGAAGUGGAAAACAAAAAACGCUAAAAGAGCUGGAGUUGCAGGUCAUAUCUUGUUGCUAUAGGAACAGACACUGGUGACAUGCAACAAUAAAAGAUGCACAGAGGAUUUCGAGAGCCUCGCCGCCCCGUUACAACGCAUCCUGCCAAGGAAGGAGAGCCAGAAAUGGGACACAGCUUUAAGAGAGGGACAUAUGGCUCCUGGAGGAUCAGUGUUCGUCAGUAUCUGUACCUGCUGACUUUCUGAUGUGUCAAGUCCAUCACCCAAAAUACCAAAUCCCAGAUGAUGAUUUCAGACAAAUGUCAUGUCAGUGUUGAAGAUUAUUACAUUACAGAAUUAACAGUAAUAAGCUGCAGCUUCUUCUCAUAUGUCAUUUUAAACCAGAGAAAGUGACAGUUGGAUUGAAAUGAGAAGCUGCUGCUAAUGAAGAACAGUGAGGAGAGAUAAAAGGUUCAGUAAGAGAUGCUUUAGUAUUGUACCUUAAUGAAUCUGGGUGGAUUGCAGCCCAAAAAUGCAUCCCUAUUAAAUAUGACCUUUGAGUUUGUCUACAUGCACUUAAGUAACCUUAAUACUCAGAGAAAGCAGGUAAUACAGGUAGUUAGAAAAGGCAUUUACAUCCAUUUAUUGUAAUCUAAUUGAUGUAAAUCCAUGUAUACAUGCAGCCGGUCAGUAGUCAUGUUUCUCUCCAGCCCCAAGCCUUACUUUGUUAUUUUAAUUGUUUUUUGUUGGUUUUUUGAACUUAUGCAUCUUAAAUUGAAAGUGGUGUGGGCCUCCAUUGUGGAAAACAGGGCUUUCAUUUACAUGACGUUUAAGCAGAAAGGCGACCAUAAGUUUCUUCAGUGCGUGUAAACACACUGCAUCAUUUCACAUGGCUUUUAAGUUUUUAUUUGAUGGUCUAUUUUCACUUUCUCUUUAAAUUCAGUUAAAGGUAUAUGUCUAAUUUUAGUGUCAACUAAACCUAACUCAAGGUCCAUUUACUGGCUUUUUCCUGAGCUUUCAACCACAGUCUUCUUCCCUGAAUUGGCUCAGAUGUAAAAAAAAAAAAAAAAAAAAAAAAAGAAAAGAAAAGAAAAAAAAAGUUGUUUGAAAGCAUCCACAGAAAAACCAGCAAGUAAAGCUUGAGGCCAGGUUCUUUUGUCACGCUAUUAUUCUGAAGGACAAGGAUGAAUUUUAAUGCUUUGAUUAAUGGUGUCUUUUUUGUAUGUGGUGUGUUGCAGCUGAUCAGCACCAACUUACACGCUGAAUCAGCAGAUGAUACUAAAACAGAAGUGUUAGAUCUCAGCAGGGACGCGACUCCUCAUGUUUCAUACACUCAUACAUUCAAUCUGUCAGACAUGAAACUGUAACAGACUACGAGUCCCAGAGAGCACUGCUGUAAGAAACAGCCAAUCACAGGGAGCGUGGAGUUCUUGUUUCGUUCCAGCGUUCUGAAUACGACACGUUUGAACCUCACAGCUCUGGAUGGACAGUGACUGCUGAGGCUUCUGGGUACUGUAGUAUUUAGAGACAUUAAACAUACCCAGCUGACAGCACUUUUUCCCCCUCUUUCAUUUACUUUGUGUUUGAAUAAGAGAUUACAUUUGGACUCUGGUCCUGCAAACCAGACAUACUUUAUUUUUCUGUGUUGACAUCACACAUCACACACACACACACACACACACACAUACACACACUGAUCUCACCUCAGCAUUUAGACUUACUGAAGUCAACCACUUGUACAUUUUCUUGUAAUGUAACUUUAUAUUUGUCACAGUUUAAAAGCAAAGAAAGAUCCGUAUGUUCAUGGAAGGUGCAUCAUUGUGAGGAUUUGUUGCUUUCCUCAUCUGUCAGCUCUGUUUUUCUAUCAGUUUAAACUGAAUAUUUAUAGUUUCUGUUGAUCAAACAUUGAAAAAAAGACAUUUGAAGACGUCACUUGUGACAUUUUCAUUAUUUUCUCACAUUUCAAAAAGUUGAAUUGAACCACAGGCCCUGAUUAUUCCUGUUAAUUGUCCGAAAAUGUACAACUGCACACAUUUGAGGUGUGUGUCCUUUUGUUCAUGUCUUACAAACAGUUCAUUAACACGAUGGAGAGUUAAAAUAACAGCAGUAAAGUGUUUUGUUUUUGACUUGAUGUAUGAUAGACAGGUGAGUUAGUGAGUGAUAUUCAUUCUUGACUUUGGUAACAGUGUGCUGUAAAGAAAAUCUGAGCUCAAAUGUUCACUAUCUGCAUUUUCUGAGGACUUUCAGCGGCAGUAGUUGUCGUGUGACUAUUUACAUCUGAUGCCAAAGUAUUAAUAGUGUAGUGAAUAUGUACAUGUCCAAACUGACGAUAUUUCAAAAUAAGAGUCGGACUAAAAGAAACACACAUUUUUCUUACGUGUCCAACAUGAAGACAUUUGUGUCUCACAGACUCAUGUGAGUCUCUGUAGAUAUUUUCCAGUCAAAUGUUUUACCAACUUACAGGAAGGUUUGCCAGAAGUUUCAAAAUAAAACUAACAGUUUAUAUUUUGCACUCAAUGAGAAGAAUUUAAUAAAAUGUGGUCAGUCAGUAAAUAUUAACAUAUAAAUGAUAAAGAUUCACAUUGUUCUUUUUUCUCACAUUGCCAGUGCUGCAUUUAUAUGCUAAUCAGAUAUUUGCUCUUUUUUCAUAUUCCCUUCAUUUCUUGUUCCCUUGCUUCCUUCUUUCCUCCCUCUAUAACGGUGCAUUUAAGUGCAGUCGUACAGAAUAGGGGGAAAAAAAUCCCUAAUUGGAAGUUCAUUUUUCAAAGGUUUUACAGUCACAUUUAUCAGCCUGUGAUAAAGUGGACUGUAAGGAAUGUUUCUGUAUGUAGAGUUUGUUGUAUACAAACUCAACAUACACAGUAUUUAAGAGCUUUGUGGCCUCUUCUGCAUCUUUUAAUUACUGGACUCAGUAUGUUAUACAGUAAUGAUGACACACACAUACACACAUGUCAUCCUCGCAUACAUACAGCGCCGUGUAUUAUUUGUUUUUGAUUGUAUUUAUGAUCUUUUGUUGCUGUAAAAGCUCUGCAGACCAACCUGCUUGGUUGUAAACACCUCUGUUAUUAAUAAAGUUUUUCUUUUUUUGACAGUGAA
Scomber scombrus (Atlantic mackerel) is the source of this 4395-nucleotide messenger RNA. It is a transcript of the gene ccdc82, whose product is annotated as coiled-coil domain containing 82. The transcript has 2 exons. The record is from RefSeq and is a predicted model, not a curated record. The coding region runs from base 480 to 1229 and encodes 249 amino acids. NCBI's taxonomy places the organism in Eukaryota, Metazoa, Chordata, Actinopteri, Scombriformes, Scombridae.